Penicillium soppii is the source of this 777-nucleotide messenger RNA. RefSeq lists its product as uncharacterized. The record is from RefSeq and is a predicted model, not a curated record. Bases 1 to 777 code for a protein of 258 amino acids. NCBI's taxonomy places the organism in Eukaryota, Fungi, Ascomycota, Eurotiomycetes, Eurotiales, Aspergillaceae. The transcript has a single exon.
AUGAAUGAUACGGAGGGGCUGGUCUAUUCUGCGCAGGACGUAGAUCUAUUCAAUGAAUUUCCAAAACUGGAAGGCAAAUCCAACUGGGAAGUCUGGAAGUAUCAGUUUUACGCGGCUCUCAACACAGUGCACCCUAUGUAUGCCAAGGUCGUCUUUCAAAACAAACAACCCCCAGACCCGCCGGCCUAUCUCAGCAUUCGACCAAAAGACGUGAUUCGUGCCGCCAUAGAAGACAAGCUUGGUGUUGGCCAGACCUUCGAAGAAUACGGACAUGCGUUCACUGUUACGAAGCAAAUCUUGAAAGAAAAAGAGGCCGAAAUCAAAGAGAAGAACAAGGCCCUGCUGGAGGACUUCGAGAAGAAGAAAGACAGAUGGAUGAAUGUGAAUCACAGGGCUUGGAUUUUCCUCCAUGUUUGCAUUCAACGAGGACCAAGGACAUUCAUCAAGGGUAUUUCCGAUCCUCGAGAUGCGUUUCUCACCCUCGAAGCGCAGUUUGCCCCACCUCACUGGGUAUCGACUGUCCGAAGCUUCAACAAAUUGAGCGAAAUUUGCUAUGACGGCAGCAAUCCAAUGGACUUCGUCCGAAACUUCCAAGAGAAGCUACAGUACUUGACAGAAUUCACCGGCAGCAUCCCCUCCGGUCUGGAGUUGUGUCUGUUCAUCAAAAGCAUCGCUGCCAAUUCUCGUUACGAGCCAAGUGACUGGGACCCGGAGACCGCUGAUCUGGAAUCUCUGUGUUUGGAUUUUAUUCAAUUUGAGACAACAAAGCGAGAAUAG